Messenger RNA from Cannabis sativa, 2251 nucleotides. Its product is annotated as auxin response factor 16. Gene Ontology annotation, molecular function: DNA binding. Gene Ontology annotation, biological process: regulation of DNA-templated transcription; response to hormone. The transcript has 4 exons. Bases 142 to 2061 code for a protein of 639 amino acids. NCBI's taxonomy places the organism in Eukaryota, Viridiplantae, Streptophyta, Magnoliopsida, Rosales, Cannabaceae. The record is from RefSeq and is a predicted model, not a curated record. Gene Ontology annotation, cellular component: nucleus.
UAUUUAAAUUAAAUUAAAUAAAUAAAUAUAAAAUCACUUUCCUACCAACCAAACACUAUACUCAGCCGCAAUUUUCUUUCACUUUCUCUCCAAUUCAAUUCUCACAUAUAUACAGAAGAAAGAAGGAACAAGAAGAUUGAGAUGAACGAAGGUGGUGAUCAAGGAGGAGAGAGGAGCAACGUGGUUGUAGAUCCUCAGUUAUGGAACGCUUGCGCCGGAAGAUUGGUUCAUGUACCUUCUGUUAACUCUAAGGUGUUUUAUUUUCCUCAAGGUCACGCCGAUCAUGCCGGAAUCAAUGUCGAUCGUUUUAUUGAUCGAAAAGUUCCGUCGCAGAUUUUGUGUAGAGUUAUGGCUGUGGAGUAUAAGGCUGAUUCGGCUACUGAUGAGGUUUUCGUUAAGAUUAGUCUUGUUCCGGUUUCAAGCGGAGAAGAGGACUUGGAUGAAUCGGGUGGCGAUGAAGAGAAUGUGAACGAGAACGAUGGCGACGGUGGUUUGGAAAAACCUAGUUAUUUUUUGAAGAUUCUUACUCAAUCGGAUGCUAAUAAUGGUGGUGGUUUCUCUGUUCCGAGACAAUGUGGGGAGACGAUUUUCCCGCCUUUGGAUUACGCUGCGAAUCCGCCGGUUCAGACUCUUUUUGCUAAGGAUGUUCAUGGAAAUGUUUGGAAAUUUAGGCAUAUUUAUAGGGGAACUCCUCGGAGACAUUUAUUGACUACUGGUUGGAGUACAUUUGUGAAUGAUAAGAAGCUUGUGUCUGGAGAUUCGAUUGUGUUUUGCAGAGCUAACAAUGGUGAUGUCUCUGUUGGGAUAAAGAGAGUGAAGAGGAGUUGUAACGAAGGAGAUGGGAUUGAAGAAUCGAGGAUUGUGAAUAAUAGAAGGGUUGGGAAAAUAAGGCCUGAAUCUGUUAUUGAAGCUGCAAAUCUUGCUGCAGAUGGGAAAUUAUUUGAAGUGGUUUAUUACCCUAAUGCUAAUAAUGCAGAAGCUUUUUGUGUAAAGGCUUCGGCGGUGAAUAGGGUGAUGAGACGACGGUGGUGGUAUGGGAUGAGGUUUAAGAAGGCUUUUGAGAGUGAUGAUUCUUCUAGGGUUAACUGGUUCAUGGGUACUGUUUCAUCUGUUAGUGAAGUUGACCCAAGUCGCUGGCCUCGUUCUCUAUGGCGGGUUCUUGAGGUCACUUGGGAUGAUGGAAAUUUUCUAAAGAAUGUAAAGCGCAUUAACCCAUGGUUUGUCCAAUUGGGAAACACACAUGAACUCUUGCUCUCAUCCCUAUUGCCACCCAGAAAGAAGUACCGACUAUCUCAGUCUCAACAAUCAGACAUUACCCAUGACGGUGGCCAAUUACCUGUGUCAUCACCUUUAGCCAAUAAUACACUUGGGGUCAGCAUCCCUUUGGAUUAUCUAUCUAAUAACACCCCUGUAGGCAUACAGGGAGCCAGGCAAAUUUCACUUCAAAUAUCAUCAUCAUCUACACCAGGUGUUUGUCCUGGUCAGAGUUUUGAGAAGUCCAACCAAAUCCUACUUUUCGGUCAACGCAUUGACAUUGAACAGAGAAACUGUGAUAGCCCUCCUAGCUUCUCACAAGUUACUGAUGGGAGCGGUACAGAGAGAUCUCCUUCUACUACCUCAACACCUGCCCUUCAUUCUACUGAAAAUGAAGGUUUAUCCAGCUUUCUUACUAUUGGGAAUUCUGGUCAGAGUUUGGAGAAGUCCAACAUUGUUGGAGCCAAUCAAUUCCUACUAUUUGGGCAAUGCAUAGACAUAGGCACAGAGAGAUCUCCUUCUACUGAAAAUGGUCUGAAUUCAGGUCACUGUAAGAUACUAAUAGAUUCUAAAGAUUCAGGGUUGAGUAAUGACAUUUCGGGUCUAGGCUCUUAUGAGGAUCUCUUCAAGAAUUUGAGUGACUUGAUUCAAAUAGAAAGAUCUCAAAUUCAGAACUGUGUUGUUUACUAUGAUGAAUCUGGAGUUGCUAAACGACCUGAAGAUGUUCCAUUUAGCGACUUUAUGAGAACAGCCAAAACCAUAAAUAUUUCUACAGCUCCUUCUGAAAGCAGAGAGAGAUUGAAUUGAGGUAACAGUUCUUGUAACUAUGGCAAUGACUGUGACCAGAUUUGAAUUGAGAAUGGAAACAUUGAUGAUGUUCUUGUAUUGAAAGUCUGAUUUACUUUCAAUUUUUAUGUAUGUCUGAAAACUUAUAGUCUAUGUUUCAAGUUUAUUUGUGGAUAUUUCUAUCUUAUGAAAAUUAAAUUAGAGACACAAA